This is a messenger RNA of Drosophila subobscura, 1250 nucleotides long. Its product is annotated as beta-1,4-glucuronyltransferase 1-like. NCBI's taxonomy places the organism in Eukaryota, Metazoa, Arthropoda, Insecta, Diptera, Drosophilidae. The transcript has 3 exons. The record is from RefSeq and is a predicted model, not a curated record. The coding region runs from base 5 to 1219 and encodes 404 amino acids.
UAAAAUGUUUUCUUUUUACUGGCGACGCAUUUUCCUUGGAAAAAUCAUCAUCUUUAUAGCUCUCUUGGUACUGGGCUUCUAUUUGUUGUUUUUGAGACUCACCGCACUACCGUUUAUGCGACGCACCUUCCGGGAUCGCAAUCUCUUCGAGAGGCCGCGCUUUCGUUUGCAGCAGAAUGGAGAUUAUUGGAUCGUGCACGACUAUAUAGUGGCUGAGAGCUCGGAAUUGCACGGCAAUCAAAGUGUGACAUUGAUCAGCCAUGGCAGAUACGACGACUUAAAGGAUCUAGAGUGGUUGAUGCUACGCUGGCGCGCACCCAUCAGUCUGGCGGUGUUCGUGGGUGCGGAUGACUUUGAGCCCACUUUGUACAGUCUCCAGCACCUGAAGUAUUGCUCGAUUUAUGCCUCUAGCUUCAUCAAAUGGGUAUCCGUGCAACUGGUCCUGGACAAUAAUCAUCUAACGGAUGAGGUGCGCCGAAUGGAAACGACUCGAACAUGGGGUUUUAAAUGUCUUUCACAAGCGGAAAUGGAUGCCAAAUAUAUGCCAUCCAUUGAUAUCACUGACAAGUGCAAGUAUCCCAUUAAUUUGCUCAAGAAUGUGGCACGUCAGAAUGCCCGAACACAUUUUAUAUUUCCCUUGGAACUCAAUUUGUUACCGACACGAAAUUUUGCUAAAAGUUUUCUUCAAUUUGCACAGGCGGCACAGCUGCGAAACCCCUUUCGAAGCGUCUUUUGUGUGCCCAUCUUUCCCUACAACAGUCACAUCCGACCACCACUCACUCCACCCAAAUGGAAAUCAGAUCUAUUCAGUUAUGUGCAGCCCUAUCUCAAUGGUACCGAAGCACUGCCCGCCAUUGAGUAUUACAAACGGAAAGGUCUUGAAGGUUGGCUUUACGCAUCCGUCAAUGAGGGCAAAAUUAGUGUUUUUCAAGUCGGAAAUUCACCCGAAAAUUGUGCAGCCUAUGUAAGCACGAGUUUCUAUGAACCGAUGUACGAUCAGCGAGAUUUGGAUUCUCCUUACACAACGGAUAGCGCAAGGCUGCAAGUUCUCGUUGGCCUGGAAUUUGAUUUUGUCUUAUUGGAUGGUUCCUUUCUGCUGCAUCGCCUCGGCAUUAAUAAAUCGACGAUGUUUAGGAGCAAACAUGAGUAUGUUCAACCGAAUCAAAAUCAUAUACGAGAAAUAAUCAUGCUAAACAAUCUUAUAAUAAAAGGAGUAUAAGAAUGACGAACUUUCUUCUCCACAAUUUUGA